AUGUUGCUGUUUUACACUUCUAUUCCCUACCUCGCCCUACCUAUUCUGCACAUCGCUGCUUCAACGUUUGCAGAAAAGCAUAUGACACAGUUUGAAAAAACCACUACCUGGGAUCCGCUGCGAACGAUCAUCCGAGGCUCGCAGCGAGAUGGCAAAGAUGCUAGCCAGGAAAGUUCUGGAAACUCAGAGACUUUUCAUCAACAACUACUUCAAUCGUUUGUAACGGAGCGGUGGUGGGAACAAGGAUCACUUCGAAUUGAAGCGGCUCAAAUGUGUUGA
Molecule: messenger RNA, 279 nt
Organism: Cooperia oncophora
Lineage: Eukaryota; Metazoa; Nematoda; Chromadorea; Rhabditida; Trichostrongylidae
Source: the annotation of a GenBank genome assembly